This is a messenger RNA of Oreochromis aureus, 1515 nucleotides long. Its product is annotated as olfactory receptor 142-like. The record is from RefSeq and is a predicted model, not a curated record. Gene Ontology annotation, biological process: G protein-coupled receptor signaling pathway. The transcript has 4 exons. NCBI's taxonomy places the organism in Eukaryota, Metazoa, Chordata, Actinopteri, Cichliformes, Cichlidae. Gene Ontology annotation, molecular function: olfactory receptor activity; G protein-coupled receptor activity. Gene Ontology annotation, cellular component: membrane. Bases 1 to 1515 code for a protein of 504 amino acids.
AUGGAUAAUGUGUCUAAUGUAAGAAGUUUCAUUCUAUCAGGAUUUAAUGAAACAGUGAGUUUCAAAAUACCCCUCUUCUUAUCUACUUUAGUGUGUUACUGUGUGAUUUUGUUUUUCAAUAUUUCUCUUAUGCUGAUCAUUGUCUUGGAUGAAAAUCUGCAUGAACCUAUGUACAUUUUACUGAGCAGCUUCUGCAUUAAUGCACUUUAUGGGUCCACAGGUUUCUACCCAAAAUUCCUUUCAGAUUUACUGACAUCUUCUCAGAUAAUCUCCCAUGAAGGGUGCCUUUUACAAGCUUUUAUCAUGUACUCAUUUGUCUGUUGUAAUUCAUCCAUUUUAGCUGUUAUGGCCUUUGACAGGUAUCUGGCUAUAUGUCGACCUCUGCACUACCACUCUUUCAUGACUAACAGGAGGCUCUCACAGCUGGUGUGUUUCUCCUGGCUAACACCUUUCUGCAUUUUUGCCAUCAAUGUUUUGCUUACAGCAAGACUCAAGUUAUGUGGUAAAAACAUUCAGAGAGUCUUAUGUCUAAAUUGGUUAAUUGUUAAACUUGCUUGUCCUGAAGUAAACACCCUUUCAAACAACAUCACAGCAUAUGCAACAGUUAUCAUUUAUGUGUCUCAUGGCUUUUUUAUCAUUUGGACUUACGUGCAUCUUAUUAAAACAUGCGCAAAGUCCAGAGAGGACAGGGUAAAGUUUAUGCAGACCUGUGUGCCCCACAUGACUUCUUUGAUCACAUUUCUGUCUGUAGUUGUUUUUCAGUUUGUGUACAUGCGAUCCGACUCCACAGAUUUACCUCAAAGCCUCCAAAACUUCAUCGCUACUGAAUUUGUGAUCAUCCCUCCAAUUAUGAUUCCUCUCAUUUAUGGAUUCACACUCACCAAAAUACGAAACAGGAUUUUGGGUUUAGUGCUCGAGCUCGUCCACGGCUCGGUGGGGGCCGGCCACUAUGGGAAUGCCAAAACUCUCCGCCGCCUCAGGGGACAGUUCUACUGGCCUGAGAACCGGCGCGUGUUGUUGGCCAGGGACUGCUACAGGAGGCUGAGGGAGCGGCGCCAGGCCCAGGUCAGUGCCGGAGUACGACAGAAAAGAGCCUGCGACACCAGGUGCCAAGGGGGAGCUUUCGUGCCUGGCGACAAGGUUUGGGUGUACUGCCCGGUUCGCAAGAGAGGGUGUCCCCAGGCUGUGCGGUCACUGGCAAGGGCGGCGGAGGUCGUGGGGGCGGCUAACAGAAGUGGUGUACGGAUCCGCAUGCCGGGUCCAGGACGCGUGGCGGUGUUGCACCAGGACAGGCUCUCACCGUACUGCCCGGCCGCUCCCGCAGCCGCCAGGGCAGGGGAUGCUGGUGGCACCCCAGGUUCUCAUCCAAGUGACUCUUCCCCUGCUGGUCCAGAUCUGCCUGCGCGCCGAAGGAAGACACAUGGACAUUUGCAGGACUUUGUGUUGGUUUAUGCUGGAAGGCACACUAUCCAGUGGGAUCACUGGACCCUCUUCAUGGAGCUCAUGGCUCAAUAA